ACAAGAGAUGGACGUGGAGAACGAAGCGGAGAGCCUCCUGGUACCAGAGGAAGGCUCCGGACCCGAGACUCGGCUGGACGUUUGCCCCGUGUGCGGGUUGAACUUGCGCAGCCGAGGCGCCAAACUUCUCCCGUGUCUGCACUCCAUCUGCCACCGAUGUUCACCCGCUGCGACCCGGAAUCUGGCGCCGACCUGCGGCGGCAAAGCACUGAUCCGCUGCCCGGUGUGCCGGCGGGAGUGCGGGGAAGCGGACGUGAUGGAGAACUUGUUUGUGAAGGACGCGGUGGAGUCACCGAGCAGCACCGUGGACGGAACCACGCAACUGUGCAUGACCUGCGACGACCACUCGGAGGCGUCCUCUUUCUGCGUCAACUGUUCUGAGUACCUGUGCGGCGCGUGUGUGGAAGCACACCGACGAGUCAAAUUCACCCGAGACCACAAGCUCAGGCCCAAGUCAGACGCCGCCGCUGCAGAGGUUUCCAGCCAGAGACCCAUGUUCUGUGACAGCCACAGGCAGGAGGCGCUGAAGCUCUACUGCGAGACCUGCGACCUGCUAACGUGCCGCGACUGCCAGCUGCUGCAGCACAAAGACCACAGGUACCAGUUCCUGGCCGACGCUGUUCAAAGCCUCCGGCAGCAUCUGGAGAGCAUGACUCAGCAGCUGCAGGAGAAACAAAGACUCAUCGAGGAGGUCUCACGCUCCGUCCAAGAACGGCUCCAGCGGGUCAGUCAGAACCGGUCAUCAGUCCGGAAACACAUCACAGCAUCCGUCUGCAGCUUAGUAGAACAGAUCAACAGGAAGGAGAAGCAGAUGAUCCACCAACUGGAGGCCGUGACGCAGGAGCAGGAGAGCGUCUUGUGCAAACAGCAGGAGGACGUCGCUGAUCUCUCCAGGCGGCUGCAUCACGUCCUGAAGUUUGCCAUGUGGGCCACGUCGAGGAACGGAACCGUGGCGCUGUUGCACUGCAAGCGCAUGAUUAUGUUCCAGAUUGAAAACCUGCUUGAAGCUAAAUGCAGUACCACUUUCACACCACUGGGCGGGGUGCGGUUCCAGUGCCGCUCUUCUUAUUGGGCCUCUGGUGUUGAUCUGGGCUCUUUAGUGGUGGAGCACCAACGUGAUCCUGGAGUCCCUGCACCACAGUCUGGUCUCACUCCCUCCAGCUCGCCUCUCAGCUUCACCUCAAGAACAUCCCAUAAUACUCUGGCUCAGCUGCAGAUGCAGGUGGAAAAGAUCGACCCCAACUGGCCCCCGCCGGCUCCCUGGUGCCAGAGCGUCCGGCUCCCGAGGACAGCACCCACUCAGUCCAGGCGGCAGCCGCCCACCAGCCACUUGGCGACCAGCCUGCCAGGGUCCGGCCGGACUCCCCAGAUAUCAGGCAAACUAAGUGGUGCCCUGAGUCUCCAACCCCCCACUCCACAGAGAGAAGAUCUAGGGAUCCAGGUUCCUCCUGGCUCUCAGGAUGAAAACAAAGAGGAGAAACCCAGCCUGCUGGAAAUGGUCCCUCUGGGAUCAUCUGUCCGGAAAAGACGGCGCUCAUCCCCUGGACCUGACGUGGCCAUUAAAAAGGAGCCAAACUGUGACCACAGUGAAGUGAAACCUGACCUUUAAAUGAAGGUCCGUGCUGGUGCGUCUCUACUGAAACAUUUGGCAGCAUCGCUUUCCUUAGCUGGUGUUGUGUCGAGGGGGCAGCAGCGAAAACGACAAGGCCCAGACGUCCCUCUCCCGUGAGCCUCCAGGGGGAGCUCAAGGGCAACACUUGAGACUUGCUAUAGCUUUGCUAUCCAGGACAUGAUGGCUUUGCAAGACCAGAAACAGAAGAAUGUUUGAUGAGGUGCUGAGACACUCCAGCAAAAGAAGUACUAGAAUCUCCUCUUGUUUUCCCGUGACCUGAGUUCGGCCCCCGGAGAGCCGGCGAGCCCCUCGGGAGGCGCCAAGAGCGAGUCGACCAGGAAAGGAGUCGACGAGUCCCGAGUCAAAGUGAUCGUGAGAAAGCAGUCAACGUCUCUACGAUGGGAGGAAACCUUGAGGAGCAACUUCCCUCUCCUUAGACAGAGCGUUUUCGGAGACAGUGCAGGGAAAGAUCGAUAAAACAGUGAGGAAUGUGUUCUUCUAUGGAUCGCACUUUGAUGCAUCAGUAAUGUUUCUGGAUUGAAUGAUUGAAUUGAGUCUAUAUUG
Messenger RNA from Synchiropus splendidus (mandarinfish), 2176 nucleotides. RefSeq names its product transcription intermediary factor 1-alpha-like. Gene Ontology annotation, molecular function: zinc ion binding. NCBI's taxonomy places the organism in Eukaryota, Metazoa, Chordata, Actinopteri, Syngnathiformes, Callionymidae. Bases 8 to 1609 code for a protein of 533 amino acids. The record is from RefSeq and is a predicted model, not a curated record. The transcript is spliced from 16 exons.